Messenger RNA from Cherax quadricarinatus, 5863 nucleotides. Its product is annotated as beta-1,4-glucuronyltransferase 1. NCBI's taxonomy places the organism in Eukaryota, Metazoa, Arthropoda, Malacostraca, Decapoda, Parastacidae. The record is from RefSeq and is a predicted model, not a curated record.
AUGGCUGUUGUGGCUGUGUUAGUCGCUCUCUACGAGUGGAAGGGCUGUAAAGCCCUUGUGGCUUAGCGCUUCUUUUUUAUUAUAAUGAUAAUAAUACGAGUGGAAGGUAGCUCGGUGCUACUUACUCACGGUGCUCCUGUGACACAGGCCGUCUUAAAAGUCCACUCAGAAGAAGUUUGUUAAAGCUUGAUAGGAAAAGCGAUUGUGGAGGUGACUACUGGCAAGUCUAGUUCCUGUCGUUGCGGUUAUUAAUGAGUGUCACAGUGCCGCAAGACAUUUGUGUGUCAUAUACAAGUGAAGUCAGGUCGUGGUGUCAUAAGUGCCCUAAGACACGUUGGCCAUAUGCAAGUGAGGAUAGGUCAUGGUGUGACACUACUUCAAGAUACGUGUUUCAGAACUAUACUCAGAAAUUACGGCCGCUGCAGCAGCAGUGUUGCGGUAGAGGAAGAUCAGUGAGGUGGUAGAACACAAGGUGGGAGGCGUGGUGGGCGGCCGCCAGGUGUCCAGCAUGCAACACUGCAAGGUGACCAGUCUCCCUCACCACCUCCAUGCUGCUCAACCACAAGGAGGUGAGGGGUGGUGAGGGUGGUGGUAGAUGGUGGGCGUGUGGAACAGUCUCCUGUAUGGUGUGGGCGCCCGGUAUGGUGUGGGCGCGGGCGUGGCGGCGCUGGCAACGGUGGGCAUGUGUGGCAGUAGCAGUGAUUCUUGGGGCAUGGCUGCUCCUAGCUGCCCCUUGUGCCCUGCUGGCUUGCCCCCCGCAAGACUCUGAGGAUUCACCUUCUGAUGCCACCGAAGAGCCUCGCCAACACGAUGAUCCCGCCCACCUCAUGUGUACCUCCUUCACGUUCGUACCUUCAGGGCAGCGACGAGUAUCUCGUAGCUCCCCUCAAUUGGGGGAGAGCAGUCCCUACAGUGUGGUGUAUGACUGGCUUCCCGCUGCUCAAACCUUCACUCUCAAUGAGUCGGUCACUUACACGACACACACCACACCUGAGAUGAUCGCCCACGUAGCAGCACUGGCGUCCCGCUGGACCGGGCCUAUUUCUGUAGCACUGUUUGUUCCUCAUUCAGACUUCUGUUUAGCAGCUGCUCGUGUGGCUUACCUGCGUGUAUGUGGCCCUCCUGCAGUGAAGGAACGUGUCUCGUGGCACAUCUUCUGGCCACGUGAUGCCCCUCCUGCAGCUGAUUGGCACCUUAUAGUGAAAGAAAAUACCAUUGAUUGCAAUGCAGACAAAACCUCAUUAGUGCGUGGGUAUCGUGCAACAGAAGUCCUGCCAUAUCCAGUGAACGUUGCUCGCAAUGUUGCACGAGUUGCAGCCCCCACGUGGUUUGUGCUUCCCUCAGACGUGGAACUUUAUCCAUCACAUGGCCUCGUCGAUCAGUUCCUGGCACUGGUUCAAAGGAUAAACUCCGGAAAAGAGAGAAGAGUGUCAGCGGCGUCACCUCGGGUGUUCGUGGUGCCUGUGUUCGAGGUGGCUGCCGUGGUGCCUACUGAUAAGGAGGAGCUGGUGCAACAGUACCAUCAGAAGGAUGCUGUCUACUUCCACCGCCAUGUGUGCGCUCACUGCCAACGCUUUCCUGCUCUCACAGACUGGAUACGUCAGCCAGGGAAAUCUGGCAUUCUAAAGGUUUUCUCGGUGGUGAAGCGACAGUUCCCAUACCAUCGCUGGGAACCCAUCUACAUCUGCACGAAGGACGAACCACUCUACGACGAGCGUCUCUCUUGGGAGGGUCUCCAGGACAAAAUGACUCAGAUGCACGAGCUGUGUCUCCGAGACUACAACUUCGUCAUCUUAGACAGAGCGUUCCUCGUCCAUGCUCCUGGGAUUAAGAAAAGGAACAAAAGUAAAGCCAAGAUGAAGCUUGGAGAGAUCCUUUUGUUGCCAAGAAUUCAAUAAUCUACGACCAGAUUAUGGAAGAAAUGCAAAAUAAAUUUGGCCAAAGUGAAAAAUGCCGUCGCCAUUGACCUGGGACGAAUCUUUUGUUUUACAUCAGACAUAACCAGUGUAUUGUUACAAGAGUGACAAUAUAAUGUCAAUUCAACACUACCUUUUCGACGUGAAAAUAAUGAAGUCUUUGGUGGUAACUGAAAAAGUCGCUAUUUUUCCAAUGUGUGUGAUGACAAUGAUGCGGGUAACAGGUGCUUAUCCUAUGGGGGUUCUUCACCUACUUUCUCCAUGAUCCCUCACACGUCUUAACACUAACAUGGUUUUUCCUUUCACUCUUUGUAACUUAGAAUGGUCAUUAGAGUCAGAGAAUAUUCUUGGCUGAGGGUGAGUGGUUGCUGCUUCUUAGUGGUAUACUUUAACAUACAUAUAUAAUUUAUUGAGAUGUUUACCACAACUAUUGGCUUUUCUGUGCUCCUCUAUAGUAAUUAGUGCCAAAUGCAAAGAAUUUGAUUUGAUAAUUUAACUAAUUUCUAUAUAUUUCGUGAGUAUCUUUCCGUUUUCAUUUAAAUUAAAAAUUAUAGUAUAAAUUCUGGUAUAAUUUUAGUAUAAAGUAGCGAAUAUAUGCGAAGUUAUUAAUUUAAAAAUAAUAUAUACCUGCUUUUAAUUUGGCAGUAUGAACCAAGCAUUCAAAGAUGUAUAACAGUGUAGGAAACACUGUCAAGCUUCCUGGCUGAACUUUUGAAGAAUUUGUUCAUAUGUUUUUAACUGGCGAUUUAAGUUUAAUCAUUUUGUUUACUCUCUCCAAAUAUCAACAAAAUACUUGCUGAAAAAAGCAGGCUUGAUUGGCUUGCAAUGAUUAAUUGUUUAUUUUGUUAGAACCGGUCUGCCUCAAUGGAUGGGGAAAGGGUAAGGAGGAAAGAGGAUGGGGAAUGGGGAGGAGGAGUAAAACUAUUGCCAAUGAGGCUCAAGAUUUUUUCAUCUCUUCGAUGAUGAUAAUAGCCGAGGGGGUUUAAAUUUUUGAGUUGCUCUUAAGACUCUUACUGAAGAUUAGUUGCGGCCGAAUAUAAACGCAAGAGAAGUGUGUAUCUCAGAGUAUGCACCGAGACGUGUGGGUAUGUAACCCGAGAGAUGUGCGUCUCUCAGCGUACAUUGAUAGGUGUGCAUCUCUCAGCGCACAUGACACUGAGAGGUGUGUCUCUCAGUGUUUAUAAAUUGAGAGUUGUAUAUAUUGUACACGGUUUAUUUAAAUUCGUUUUCAAGAUAUUUUUAAUGUAUUCUUGAUAUUAGUGAACAGGAGCAUCGUAGCCUUAACGACCCUCGUGCUUUAAACCAAGCAAACUACUGCUGAUCCGGUCCUUCUUGUUAGUUUACUCGUCAGAAAAAAUCAUGAACGGAUCUUUGUCAUUGAAUGACUCGUUCAGUGGUGGCGACCACCACAUCAGCGACUUGUAGCUUGGUAUAAACCCUGGUAACUGAUACCAACAUUUGGUUUUAAGACACGUGAGCAAACAAUGGACAUCUUUAUUAGAAAGUGUUUCGGUCCUGGGACCUUGAUCACUUCAAAGUGAUCAGGGUCCCAGGACCGAACCGACUUCAAAAUGAUCAAGGUCAUUGGACCGAAAAAUUAAUAAUGGGAAAUGCAAACGUGAACAGUUGCUGGCCAGCUACAGGCAAACAUUGAUCUAAUCCUAUCAGAGAAAGGGAUCAAUAUCACAUGUGACAUUUUACCUAGAAGGAGAUUGGGCAAUAAAUAAAUAUUCAGGUUAUUUGGAUUAAAUUGUAGGCUACACAAAUACUGGAAGAAACUUAGAAUUUCAUUCAUUGACAACUAGGAUAACUUCUAUAGCAAACUUGAUUACAUGAUAUUAAUACAAAAGAUGGGGUGCAUCUCUGGUGCAAGAGUGAUAGCAUUGGCCAAUUCACUCGAAGGAGUCAUUUUUAAAUUAUUCUCGUUUGAGAGUAAUCAGCUCGUUCAAAAUUUUUACUACACAUUAAAAAUAUGAAAGAUUUACGCUGUACGAAUAAGAAAGAUGCUAUAAGAAAGAAAGAUAAUAAAACAAACUGGUGUUAUAUUGUUUAUUAAUUGUUAAAUAUCUAUCUUUUUUAUCUCCGUUUUAUCCAAGUUUAUACUAUAUGACUUAAAGUAGUUUAAAAGAAUGUUAUCACCGUUAAAGUAUAUUGUGACAUUUUUUACCUUAAACCAACCAUAACCUGUGGAUCAUUCAGCAUAAUUGUAAUUUUAGCAAGAAUUUUGUAACUGAUCAAGUGAAGAAUAUAUUUUUUGAGUGACGUUACUGAUGUUUAUCAUGGUAGGUGCCUAAGUGCAGUUUCCAGUGGGUAUUAUCCAGACAGGGUUCACCUCUGGUAUUACAUGAUCGGUGGUGUCAUAGUAGUGGGUCCCACACCUUAAAUUCUGCAAUUCAGAUUCACUUAAACACGUGUUUUCUUACGCAUGUGUUUAUUACCACAGAAUGACUGUACUAACAUUAAACAUUUUAUGGACAUUUCUGCGUUUAUCUUAUUUUUUGCUGGUCGCGUGUCAACUUUAUAAUACAAAAUAAUGGUCGGACACACAGAAGGUAACUAAAUUUCCUCCACGCCAUUUUUUGAUAAUGGGUGAGUGGUAAUGUGCUUGUAGGGAGACACAAGGAGAGUAUCUCCUGACGUUCUUUGUUAGAAGAUGACCAGUCACAAUGAUGGAGCUGAGUAUUAUUAAGUCACUGAUGAUGUACUGGUGCUGAGUUUUUGCGAUUAAGCAUAACAGUAAUCAGCAGCCGCUGACGUACUGGUGCUAGGAUUAAACAUCCACUUGCUUACCAGUGAUACAUGACUGUGGUUAAACAACCACUGGCUUACCAAUGCUACAUGACUGUGGUUAAACAUCCACUUGCUUACCAGUGAUACAUGACUGUGGUUAAACAACCACUGGCUUACCAAUGCUACAUGACUGUGGUUAAACAACCACUGGCUUACCAGUGCUACAUGACUGUGGUUAAACAACCACUGGCUUACCAAUGCUACAUGACUGUGGUUAAACAACCACUGGCUUACCAAUGCUACAUGACUGUGGUUAAACAACCACUGGCUUACCAGUGCUACAUGACUGGUUAAACAACCACUGGCUUACCAGUGCUACAUGACUGGUUAAACGACCACUGGCUUACCAGUGCUACAUGACUGGUUAAACAACCACUGGCUUACCAAUGCUACAUGACUGUGGUUAAACAGCCACUGGCUUACCAGUGCUACAUGACUGGUUAAACAACCACUGGCUUACCAGUGCUACAUGACUGGGGUUAAACAGCCACUGGCUUACCAAUGCUACAUAACUGGUUAAACAACCACUGGCUUACCAGUGCUACAUGACUGUAGUUAAACAACCACUGGCUUACCAGUGCUACAUGACUGUAGUUAAACAACCACUGGCUUUCAAAAACUAGUGUUUUUUUUUUACCAUUUAAUGUGGAUUAAAAGUGAAACGUAUGAGAGCACACUAGACAAGCAGACUACAUGAUAACACACUAGCGGAAGCAGAGCACAUAACUGCACUAGUGGAAGCAGAGCACAUAACUGCACUAGUGGAAGCAGGUUAUAUGCUAAUUUACUAGCGAAAGCAGGCUACAUUCACAUCCAACUACUUUCACAACGUUGUAUGCGUGUAGUUGUAGUUCUCAUCUCGUGUCUCACAUAAAUUACAUACUAGUCAUAAUCAUUACUUAUCCGAAUCUAUGAAGCUCAUUCUAAAAUGUACCUUUGUUAUUUUAUUUCAAGUGAAGAAUUAAAUUCUUAAAAAUAAUUCCAGCUUUUCCUAUUAAUGACAGACAUCAUUUUCCUGUUGUGAACACAAUCAAAUGGAUGACGGAUGAAGGAACCUUAAACUGAAAAUCCUGGGUCAGUGGCUGCGUGUUGUCUGUGCGACAGAACAUUAUCACCUUUAUCUAUAAUUAUUUUUUUCUGUUUUUGUAUGUUUUGGG